Molecule: messenger RNA, 2799 nt
Organism: Ahaetulla prasina
Lineage: Eukaryota; Metazoa; Chordata; Lepidosauria; Squamata; Colubridae
Gene: EHD1
Product: EH domain containing 1
Exons: 5
Coding region: 60-1664 (534 amino acids)
Biological process (GO): endocytosis; endosomal transport
Cellular component (GO): cytoplasm; plasma membrane
Molecular function (GO): GTP binding; protein binding; calcium ion binding
Source: RefSeq, a predicted model, not a curated record
GUGGGGUCCGCGCUGGGACUGAGCGGCUUUUCUCCCCCGCAGCAGGGCUGAGCUCGGCCAUGUUCAGCUGGGUGAGCCGCGACGCGCGGCGGCGCAAGGAGCCCGAGCUGUUCCGCACCGUCUCGGAGGGGCUGAAGCAGCUCUACGCCGGGAAGCUGCUGCCGCUGGAGGAGCACUACCGCUUCCACGACUUCCACUCGCCGGCGCUGGAGCCGGCCGACUGGGAGAGCAAGCCCAUGGUGCUGCUGGUGGGCCAGUAUAGCACGGGCAAGACCACCUUCAUCCGCCACCUGCUGGAGCAGGACUUCCCCGGCAUGCGCAUCGGGCCCGAGCCCACCACCGACUCCUUCAUCGCCGUCAUGGGCGGAGAGAGCGAGGGCGUCGUCCCGGGCAACGCGCUGGUGGUCGACCCCCGACGCCCCUUCCGCAAGCUCAACGCCUUCGGCAACGCCUUCCUCAACAGAUUUAUGUGCGCGCAGCUGCCAAACCCCGUCCUGGACAGCAUCAGUAUCAUAGACACGCCGGGCAUCCUAUCUGGGGAGAAACAGCGGAUAAGCAGAGGUUACGACUUUGCCGCCGUGCUGGAGUGGUUCGCAGAGCGUGUUGACCGCAUCAUCCUGCUCUUCGACGCCCACAAGCUGGACAUCUCGGACGAGUUUUCGGAGGUGAUCAAAGGUCUGAAGAACCACGAGGACAAGAUCCGGGUGGUGUUGAACAAGGCGGACCAGAUCGAGACUCAGCAGCUGAUGCGAGUCUACGGGGCGCUGAUGUGGUCGCUGGGCAAGAUCAUCAACACCCCGGAGGUGGUGCGCGUCUACAUCGGAUCCUUCUGGUCGCACCCGCUGCUCAUCCCGGACAACCGUAAACUCUUCGAGGCGGAGGAACAAGAUCUCUUCAAGGACAUCCAGUCGCUGCCCCGCAACGCUGCCCUCCGGAAGCUGAACGACCUCAUCAAGAGGGCCCGGCUGGCCAAGGUCCACGCCUACAUCAUCAGUUCUUUGAAGAAGGAGAUGCCCAACGUCUUCGGCAAGGAGAGCAAGAAGAAGGAGCUCUUGAGCAACCUGGGUGAGAUCUACCUGAAGAUCGAGCGGGAGCACCAGAUCUCACCUGGAGAUUUUCCCAGCCUCCGUAAGAUGCAGGAACAGCUCCUGACCCAGGACUUCAGCAAGUUCCAGCCGCUGAAGCAGAAGUUGCUGGACUCGGUGGAUGACAUGCUGGCCAACGACAUCGCCCGGCUGAUGGUGAUGGUGCGCCAGGAGGAGUCGCAGAUGCCCUCCCAGGUGGUGAAGGGCGGGGCAUUUGAGGGCACCAUGAACGGGCCGUUCGGCCACGGCUACGGCGAGGGUGCCGGUGAGGGCAUCGACGAUGCGGAGUGGGUGGUCAGCAAGGACAAGCCCACUUACGACGAGAUCUUCUACACCCUCUCGCCCGUCAAUGGCAAGAUCACGGGCGCCAGCGCCAAGAAGGAGAUGGUCAAAUCCAAGCUGCCCAACACCGUCCUGGGCAAGAUCUGGAAGUUGGCUGACGUGGACAAGGACGGGCUGCUGGAUGAUGAGGAGUUCGCCCUGGCCAACCAUCUCAUCAAAGUCAAGCUGGAAGGGCAUGAGUUGCCGGCCGAACUCCCUCCCCACUUGGUGCCGCCUUCCAAGCGCAGGCAUGAGUGACCCUCCCUCCCCCAACUACAGACGGACAGGUCGAGCGCAGCAAUGCGCUCUGGGUGGGAGAUGCCAGAGCGCCCACAGGCGGGGACCAAGUUCGAAUCUCCCUGCUCUGCGCGAAGCCGAGUCGCCCAGCCUUUCUCACAUGUACAAUACUGUAUGUUCUGAUAUAUAUAUAUAUAUAUAUAUAUUGAUAUAUCUACACUUGGGUAGAUAUGUCUGCAUAUAUAUGUGUGUGUGAGUUUGUCUCCUGGAAGAAAGUGUAAUACAAUGUUUUAAGGCUGUAAUCUUCUGUGGUGCUGCGGGGUGGAAAAAAUGGCUCGCUUUUUAAAUUUUAGCCAGAAUAUAAUCCUGGAUUCCUUGCGGGAUCCAGGAAAUGGGGAUAGCUGACCUCAGAUUUUUACCAUCUUCUGACAGGGCGUGUUUUUUCACAAGCCAGAUGGCCGUCCCAGGACGAGACAUGCAGGACUCUUUUUUUCUAGGGAGAAUCGGUGGUCUUUCUCCCCUUUUAUGCUUAUCCUUAUUCCUGGAACCCGUUGCCGAAGAGGAAAAUUGGGUCACCGUUGAGCACACAUCCUCACUGCCCACAAAAGUCCAUUCUCACCGCAUCUCUGCCGGAAGUCCCUCUCCUCUCCCAGUCUUACCUCUUCGCCCUUUUCUGGAGGAGGGAUUCGUGUUCUCGUUGCCAUUGCACACUUUUUUGGGGGGCCUAAAUGGUGUCUGGCGGCGAAGCAGGUUUUCUCCGGAGUAGCUGUAACAUCCUUGGGCACAAACCAGCAUCCAGUAGAAACCAAAAAAGGUUCAGCUAACAGCAGAGCAAUGUUUCCCAACUUUGGUGACGGGUGGACUUCAACUGGCUGGGGAAUUCUGGGAGUUGGGAGUCCACCCAUCUUAAUUAACCUGGUUGAAUUUGAGAAACGCUCCUGCAGACCGGGCUCUUGAGGCAAAGGCAGGAGACAUGGGAGGGGGCAGAACGUGGAAUGAGCAUUGAGGCAAAGCAGAAUGGACCCCUCCCCACCUCCCAGUUCCUUGCACCGGCUGAUCCUGUUAAUCUGUGGACCACCCCCCCUCCCCUCAAGACCCAAUUAACUAGCCCUGGAAUGGAUUUGCAAGAGAGUACGGAGCCUCGAAGGGGACACAA